CCGGGGCAGCCCAGCGGGUCCGCCGGGAGCACCCGCGCGGCCCCCGCUCCGGGUGAGGGGAGCGGAGCGGGGCACGGCGGGCAGCGGUGCCGCCGCCGCCACCGCCACCAUGUCCGGGCGCGGCCACAACAAGCUGCCGACCACCGAGCGCAUCGUCAAGGCUGUCCCGUUCCCUCCCACGCAGCGGCUCACUCUGAAGGAGGUGUUUGAGGAUGGGAAACCGAGGCUCGACGUCCUCAAGAGCCACUUGGUGAAGGAAGGGAGGCUGGAGGAGGACGCGGCGCUGAAAAUCAUCAACGACGGCGCCGCCAUCCUGAGGCACGAGAAAACCAUGAUCGAGGUGGAGGCUCCAAUCACAGUGUGUGGUGACAUCCACGGGCAGUUCUUUGACCUGAUGAAGCUGUUUGAAGUGGGAGGAUCACCCAAUAACACCCGCUACCUCUUCCUGGGGGACUACGUGGACAGAGGCUACUUCAGUAUAGAGUGCGUGCUGUAUUUAUGGAGUUUAAAGAUAAAUCAUCCCAAAACGUUGUUCCUCCUUCGAGGGAACCACGAGUGCAGGCACCUCACAGAAUAUUUCACCUUCAAGCAGGAAUGUCGAAUCAAGUACUCGGAGCGAGUGUACGACGCGUGCAUGGACACCUUCGACUGUCUUCCUCUUGCUGCCCUCCUCAACCAGCAAUUCCUGUGUGUCCACGGGGGCCUGUCUCCAGAAAUCACGUGUCUAGAUGACAUUAGGAAAUUAGACAGGUUCAAGGAGCCUCCAGCCUUUGGUCCGAUGUGUGACCUGCUGUGGUCGGAUCCCUCGGAGGAUUACGGCAACGAGAAAACCCUGGAGCACUUUGCCCACAACACUGUCCGAGGCUGCUCCUAUUUCUACAGUUAUCCUGCAGUGUGUGAAUUUUUGCAGAACAAUAGUUUGUUAUCCGUAAUCCGAGCUCACGAAGCCCAGGACGCUGGGUACCGAAUGUACAGGAAGAGCCAGACCACGGGCUUUCCCUCGUUAAUCACAAUCUUCUCUGCACCAAAUUACUUAGAUGUCUAUAACAACAAGGCUGCUGUACUGAAAUACGAAAACAACGUCAUGAACAUCAGGCAGUUCAACUGUUCCCCUCACCCCUACUGGCUUCCAAACUUCAUGGAUGUCUUCACAUGGUCUUUGCCUUUCGUAGGGGAAAAGGUCACCGAGAUGCUCGUGAACAUCCUCAACAUCUGCUCCGAUGACGAGCUGAUUUCGGAUGGCGACGAGACCUUGGAAGGUGGGACAACGGUGCGCAAGGAGAUCAUCAGGAAUAAGAUCAGAGCCAUUGGGAAGAUGGCACGGGUCUUCUCAGUCCUUCGGGAGGAGAGUGAGAGCGUGCUGACCCUCAAAGGCCUGACCCCCACAGGUACCCUGCCCCUGGGAGUGCUCUCGGGGGGGAGGCAGACCCUGCAGACCGCCACAGUAGAAGCGGUAGAGGCACGGGAAGCCAUCCGCGGCUUCUCCCCGCAGCACAAGAUCCGCAGCUUCGAGGAGGCGCGGGGGCUGGACCGCAUCAACGAGCGCAUGCCGCCGCGCAAGGAUUCCCUGCACUCGGACGGCCCCGUGAACUUGGUAACCUCGAACUCUGCGGACAAGAACGGCACGGGCAAGAAACCCCAGUAACGCCAGAGGAUCCAAAACUUCAUGAAUUUUAUUUAUUUAUUA
Molecule: messenger RNA, 1687 nt
Organism: Camarhynchus parvulus
Lineage: Eukaryota; Metazoa; Chordata; Aves; Passeriformes; Thraupidae
Gene: PPP3CC
Product: protein phosphatase 3 catalytic subunit gamma
Biological process (GO): calcineurin-mediated signaling
Cellular component (GO): cytoplasm; calcineurin complex
Molecular function (GO): calmodulin-dependent protein phosphatase activity; calmodulin binding
Source: RefSeq, a predicted model, not a curated record